This is a messenger RNA of Exophiala spinifera, 1704 nucleotides long. RefSeq lists its product as uncharacterized. Gene Ontology annotation, biological process: ubiquitin-dependent endocytosis. NCBI's taxonomy places the organism in Eukaryota, Fungi, Ascomycota, Eurotiomycetes, Chaetothyriales, Herpotrichiellaceae. The transcript has 4 exons. The record is from RefSeq and is a predicted model, not a curated record. The coding region runs from base 1 to 1704 and encodes 567 amino acids. Gene Ontology annotation, cellular component: plasma membrane; cytosol; cytoplasm. Gene Ontology annotation, molecular function: ubiquitin protein ligase binding; protein-macromolecule adaptor activity.
AUGUCGGUCCAUAUCCAGUUUGAUCAACCGGAAUCCAGAUGCUACACGAAUCUCGACUUCGUGACCGGCAGGGUCAUCCUAGUCCUUCCAUACGAUGCCGCAAUCACCGCUGUCACCGUCAAGCUUGAGGGAGAGAGUCGCACCAGACUCUCCGGACCGAAAUUUCCUGGCAAUGAACGCUCAGAUAAGAGGAGGUACGAGCUAGAAGCACACAAGCUUUUGUACAAAGUCCUCACUGUUUUCCCGACGCCUGAGCUACAAGACAAGACGACGCCUUCCGCGUAUACACUCCUCGCAGGACAAUAUGUUUAUCCUUUUAGCUUCAAGUUCCCGUUCAAUAACGACUGCCAAAAGCGAACCUCAAUGGCAAUGAAAGACAUCAAACUCGGCCACUUGAAUGUUCAGUUCGCUCCGGAUCUGAAUAAGCAUGUGAAGAAGACCCUACCUCCGUCGUUGAGCGGCUUUCCAGGCGAGGCAGAGAUAAAGUAUUAUGUUAAGGCGACCGUUGUCCGCCCAAAGUUCUUCCAGGAGAAUUUGAGAUCGAUCUGUGAUAUCAAAUUCCUCCCCAUUGAACCCCCUCGGCCUAAAGACCGCCAUGAAGAGACCUUUGCUCGGCGUCGGCGUCAAUUCCAGCCAUACCCUGCGCCUUCGAAAAAGACGGGACUUUUCAAGAAAUCAUCGGCACCACAAUCUGCAGAAGAAGAACCGCCGGCUUUUCAGGUCGAUGCGCGACUCCCGAAUCCCGCCAUCAUUACUUGCAACGAGCGGCUUCCUCUUCGGAUACUCAUUGAAAAACUCAAUGACAGUUCGGCAAACGUCUAUCUCAGUAUGCUGCAGAUAGAACUGAUCGGCUACACGAACGUCAGGGCGCAUGACUUAGAACGGACAGAGAGUGGAAGCUGGAUCUUGAUGUCACAAGCUAAUAUGAACAUGCCCUUGGCGACUGCCACUGACAAAAGCCGCAAGGAGUGGAAAUUGCCAUCCAGGUUAUGGGAGGAUUGUCCUAUACCAAAUACUGUUUGUCCGACCUUCGAUACAUGCAAUAUCUCUCGUCGAUACGAGCUUGAGAUUCGAGUCGGCCUUGCUCACGAAGUUGCCGAUGGAAUGCGGCCAGAACUCAUCAUUUUUCCUCUGCGAUUGCCUGUGAUGGUUUAUUCGGGGAUAGCACCUCCGCCGCAAUUGUUGCAAGCCAUGGCAAACAACCCACGACCGCAGAGUGUACCCUCACCCGUCUUUCCCCCACGACCUCAUCAUAAUAAUGGGUCGCCUGUGCAGAAGCCAACGCCGACUGGGACACCCACGACUCCUGUAUCUGAAACGUACUCUUUUCAAACCUCAGGAGAGUCAUACAGCCCUGAGCAACAUAAUAAUAUCCCCGACGAGGCCCCACCAAGUUAUGAAGAUGCAAUCGCAGAUGAUAUCGCACCUGUCGAUGGUCCCCGGCGAGAGUACGAUAUGCCUUCGCAGCCUGGGCAGGAGCAUGUUUUCAAUACAGAAAAGGGUGGACUUGGGCGACGGGUUAGUGAGAGGCUGUUUUCCAGUAAUAGUCCCGCGAGUCCCACGAGGACCGUGUCUAUGCCAGGCGCUAUACACUCGGUCCCAAUCACGGAAGAUGACGCUCGUCAUCCGCUGGACUCACCCAUCAGCGAAAAUGAGAGGCGACCAUCAUCGGGAAAAAGAAGUCUGACUGGGACUAACUCAUAA